AUGCCGCCAAAAAAGCAGAAGGAGAAGGCCGAGAAGCGACCGGAAGAAUUGGUGCGUGAACUUACGCACAAACUUGGCAUGAUGCAGGCAAAACUGGACACCGUAUCACUGCGUGAAGUUGUGAAUAAUAGCGUUCGGAAAAAGCUUACCGAUGAAAAUAUUCAAGCCUCUAGACGGGUCGCCGAAAUGCGAGAAAACCUUGAGAUGAAUCAGGUGGAGGCGAAACUGGCAACGUCCUGUGUUAACACGCAAUACAAGCUUCUGCAACGCCUGUUCAUUUUGCGUGUCAGAGAAUCUCGAGAAAUUAUCACACGUUUGAAGAAGGAGCAUUCAGCCGUUAAAGCCCUGCUCGAAUACCAGAUCGCUACAAAGGAGAAGGAAUUGGCCGAAAAAACGGCUACUAUAGAAAAACUCGAAAAACACCUGAAUUCACUUCACUUUCAGCUAGAACGUGUUGUCUUGGAAAUGGUGGAUAAAAUUGAAAAGGGAUUAGAGGCCGACCGGAAUAGGUGGACAUAUGAGGCCGACCAUUUUCACGAGGAAUCUAAAAUGAUUAUGAAAAAGUGUGGCUUCGGUAAAGAAUUUCUUUGA
This is a messenger RNA of Spirometra erinaceieuropaei, 591 nucleotides long. The record is from the annotation of a GenBank genome assembly. NCBI's taxonomy places the organism in Eukaryota, Metazoa, Platyhelminthes, Cestoda, Diphyllobothriidea, Diphyllobothriidae.